GGGUUAAUCAGAAAUCAUCACUUCUAAAUAUUGGUUCUAGCUUGGAUAUGAAGCGUGGUAAAAAAAAAUGAUUCUGAAACCUAUCCGAAUAUCAAAUAAUUUAAAUGAAAAUGGAGAAGAAGAAGCAAUGUUACUGAGUCCAACUUCUCAAAUGUUUCAUGAGCCUGACUACAAUAUUUACGUCUUAGCCAUUAUGGGCUGGAAAGUACCAAUUGAGGUUGACUCCAUGAAACCAGAACUACAACGCACGCUGCUUAAACAUCCACGCUUUUCCAGUUUGCAGGUCAUGGAUGAGACUGAUGGCAGCGGAAAAAUGAGAUGGGUUCCCACGACAGUGAACAUAGAUGAUCAUAUCAUAGUGGCCCAGAUCGUCCAUGAUAAUAUGGAUACCGACAAAUUGGUCGAAGAGUAUAUAUCAAGCCUAAGCACAACAAAUGUUGACAUGUCGAAACCUCUAUGGGAUUUUCACGUCCUUAACGUGAAAACCUCUCAUGCUGAGGCAACUUCUAUUUUCCAUAUUCAUCAUUCUAUUGGGGAUGGAACUGCCCUCAUGUCCCUCUUACUCUCUUGUUUUCGGAAAACUUCGGAUCCUACUUCUCUCCCCACACUCCCAGUUUCUUCUUCUUCUAAGGAUAAAUCGAAUUUAUCACUAAGAAAUAACAGAAAAACAAUUUGUUCGCUGAUGUGACAGUACCUAAUAAAGUUUUGGUUGCUCAUAAAACUUUGGUUCAAUACAGUUGUUGAUGUUUUUCUGUUUAUAGCGACCGCACUCUUCUUGAAGGACUCUGAAUCACCUUUCACAGCUACAAGAGGAUAUAAGUGGUCCACUCGUCAGAAAUAUAUUUACUUGACGAUUAGCUUGGACGAGAUUAAAUUUAUAAAGAAUGUGACAGACGCUGUAAGCAUAUAUAUAAACCUUAUAUAUCCAAGGUUGACCGUCAUAUUUAUAGUCCGUUUGACCAAGCUACCCAAUAGAAUGAUGAAUACGGAAAAUAGAAGUUGCCUCAGCGUGAGAGGUUUUCACGAUAAUUUUUUGUUGCUUCCUUUCUUGUAAAUUUAGACGGUUAAUAACGUUGUAUUGGGGAUAACACAAGCAGCUACGUCUCGUUAUAUCCAUCGAAGAUACGGUAAGUUAAUCUUCUCAAUCAGGAUACUGUAUAUAUACUUGUAACAAAUUUACAAGUAUUUUCGAGAGAUCACCCAUCAAAAUAUAUAACAUUUUAUAAAAUAUAUGAUAGGCAUUAAUCGAAAGUAUAAGUAAAUAAACAGAAUAGAAAAAUGAAUCUUGUCUCAAGAGCUAUAAAUUAUGGUAGUUGAGAGUCAUACCUUUACUUUUUCUAUAUUAUUGGUUAAGGAAUUCAAAUUGAAAGUAAAUUUAAUUUCUGGUUGCUCGUAACAGCGUAAAGUUUUUUUUUUUUUGUACGUGUGUGUGUGAUAUAUAUACUCAUACACAAAUAAUCAGGAAAUUAAGGAUGAAAUAUAAUCAAGAUAUAUCCAAUUUGGACGGGGUUUGUUUUGGAAGGGGGAAGGGGUUAAAAUGCUUUCAACCAUGCUAAUUAAUCUAUCUAUAAUUUGUUUCUUCUUAAUAAGAAGUUGAAGGCAAGAGGAAGUUUUCACUGGAACGAAUGAGAUGCAGAGCCAAUGUUAUAGUGAAUCUGAGACCAGCUUUAGGGGUCCAAGGGAUAAUGGUUCAUGUGUGUAGCUAUGCCAAGAAGUUGACAUUUGCUAUUGCCGCUGAUGAAGGAAUAAUUCCGGAUCUGAACCAGCUAGGCGAUGAUUGCUCAUCAAAGAGGCUGCUCUCUCACAAUUGAGACCCAAGGCUCAUGACUAGCUCAUCACACAUUUGAAAGCUCCUCAAUAGAAUUUGAAACGUCGUCCUUAUGUGAUGAUUAACUAGUACAAUAUGAUAUGUAGACUUAUUGCUCAAAGCAUUAUUUGAUUAUGUAAUAUUAUUGUAGUACAUCGUCAUGCUGUAGAAUUAUUAGUGCUAUCUAUAAUAGCACCAUCUGAAUAAUGCUAGUGAUACUGCUAGCUGUCAUAUCUGUAAUGAUGCAUGAUUUCUAUCUAUAAUAUUCCCCUU
Lycium barbarum (goji berry) is the source of this 2080-nucleotide messenger RNA. Its product is annotated as wax ester synthase/diacylglycerol acyltransferase 5-like. The record is from RefSeq and is a predicted model, not a curated record. The transcript has 3 exons. Bases 68 to 688 code for a protein of 206 amino acids. Gene Ontology annotation, cellular component: plasma membrane. NCBI's taxonomy places the organism in Eukaryota, Viridiplantae, Streptophyta, Magnoliopsida, Solanales, Solanaceae. Gene Ontology annotation, molecular function: long-chain-alcohol O-fatty-acyltransferase activity; diacylglycerol O-acyltransferase activity. Gene Ontology annotation, biological process: triglyceride biosynthetic process.